Messenger RNA from Arabidopsis arenosa, 1388 nucleotides. The record is from the annotation of a GenBank genome assembly. NCBI's taxonomy places the organism in Eukaryota, Viridiplantae, Streptophyta, Magnoliopsida, Brassicales, Brassicaceae.
UUCUCUCUCUCACUGCAUUGAAGAUGGGAUCUGUAUCUUUAAAGAUCGGUGAUGGAACAGCCAGAUUCCGACGAACUUCAAUUUGUUCCUCCGCCGUGAACCUCCUCAUGCUCUUCUCCGUCGUUACCACAAAUCUCUUCGCCUUAUACGCAUUCUCUUCUCAUUCCCAAGCUAAUUCGCCACUUCUUCACAAUUCCAACAAUAUCUCACUCGUUUCUCAACAUCUCUCUUUGAUUCUCCGAGAGAUCGAUUCGUCUCAACGUAAGCUUGCUCAGAUGGAGAAACAGAUGCUUGGUUACGAAUCUAUUGAUCUUUCUCGACCAAAUAUUGUUCCUGAGCUCAAAUUGUUUCUCCAGCGUCAUCAGCUUCCGUUGGGGAAAGAUUCGCGUACCGGGAUCACUGAAAUGGUGUCGUCUGUUGGACAUUCUUGUGAGAAAUCUGCGGAUUUGCUUUCUCAGUAUAUGUCGUAUAAAGUGUUUGAUAGAUGUCCUGAUGAUUGGAGUCUUGGCCAGAAGUUGAUUCUUCGUGCUUGUGAGCCGUUGCCGCGGAGGCGGUGUUUGGCGAAAACGGUGCAGAAGCAAGAUCUGAGUCGGUGGCCUGAUUCGUUGUGGAGAUCUGUUAGUAACAAGAGUGUUAAUUGGAGUGGACUUGGUUGCAAGAGUUUUGAUUGCUUGAAAGGUAAGAAACUUAGCCGGGAAUGUGUUGGUUGUUUCGAUUUAGGUAAUGAGAAAGAUAGGUUUGUGAAGGUUAAGGGGAAGAAUGAUUUCUUGAUUGAUGAUGUGUUGGGUUUAGGAAGUGGGAAAAUCCGAAUCGGGUUUGAUAUUAGUGGUGGAUCAGGGACAUUCGCAGCGAGAAUGGCUGAGAAGAAUGUGACUAUAAUCACUAACACGUUGAAUAAUGGUGCUCCGUUUAGUGAGUUUAUAGCUGCGAGAGGGCUUUUUCCGUUGUUUUUGAGUUUAGACCAUAGAUUCCCUGUCCUUGACAAUGUGUUUGAUCUUAUCCAUGCUUCUAGCGGAUUAGAUGUUGAGGGUAAAGCGGAGAAGCUAGAGUUCUUGAUGUUCGAUCUUGAUCGGGUUUUAAAACCCGGUGGAUUGUUCUGGUUGGAUAACUUCUUCUGCGCUAACGACGAGAAGAAGAAAGACCUUACACGUCUGAUCGAGAGGUUUGGGUAUAAGAAGCUAAAAUGGGUUAUUGGAGAGAAGGCUGAUGCACAAGUGUAUCUCUCAGCUGUUCUGCAAAAGCCUGUGAGAGCUUGAUCGGAAGGCAAAAGCAAGAUCGUAAUGGUAAGAGUAAUACUCUUAUUAUAGUUUACAUUUGAUCAUAGGUUACAAAUUUGGAGGUCAUUAGGUGAUAUUUAUUCCAGAGAAGAAUAAGCAAUUAUAUUUACC